Molecule: messenger RNA, 1677 nt
Organism: Vigna umbellata (rice bean)
Lineage: Eukaryota; Viridiplantae; Streptophyta; Magnoliopsida; Fabales; Fabaceae
Source: RefSeq, a predicted model, not a curated record
UGUCCUACUUUUUGUGUAAUUAAGCUUAUGGAUUCAAGUCUUGGUAUACUACAGGCUUCAACUCCACAUUGCGGCUUGGAAAUAUUACACACCAUGAAUACAUUCAGGUUGGAAAAGGAAGGGAUGUUGGGUUAAAUCAGAUUGCACUCUUUGAGGGAAAAGUGGCUGGUGGUAAUGGAGAGCAAGUUCUUAGCAGGGACAUUUACAGGCUUGGACAACUUUUUGAUUUCUUCAGAAUGCUUUCUUUCUUCUUCACAACUGUGGGUUAUUAUGUCUGCACCAUGAUGACAGUUCUUACCGUAUAUGUAUUCUUAUAUGGAAGAGCAUACCUGGCAUUUUCUGGUCUUGACGAAGCUGUCUCAGACAAGGCAAAAUUGGCGGGUAACACAGCACUUGAUGCAGCUUUGAAUGCUCAAUUUUUGGUUCAGAUUGGCGUUUUUACUGCAGUACCAAUGAUAAUGGGUUUUAUACUUGAAUUAGGACUGCUGAAGGCUAUUUUCAGUUUCAUCACAAUGCAACUACAGUUGUGUUCUGUCUUCUUCACGUUCUCAUUGGGAACUAGAACUCACUAUUUUGGACGUACAAUUCUCCAUGGAGGUGCAAAAUAUCGAGCUACUGGUAGAGGCUUUGUUGUCCGUCACAUAAAGUUUGCUGAAAAUUACAGACUAUAUUCUAGGAGUCACUUUGUCAAAGCGCUUGAAGUGGCACUGCUUCUUAUAGUUUAUAUAGCAUAUGCGUAUGCAGAGGGAGGUGCUGUUACCUAUGUUUUGGUAACUCUUAGCAGUUGGUUCCUUGUCAUUUCUUGGCUUUUUGCACCUUACAUUUUCAAUCCCUCUGGUUUCGAGUGGCAAAAGACUGUGGAAGAUUUUGAUGAUUGGACAAGUUGGCUUCUUUACAAAGGAGGCGUAGGGGUAAAAGGAGAAAAUAGUUGGGAGUCUUGGUGGGACGAAGAACAGAUGCAUAUCCAAACUUUGAGGGGUCGCAUUUUGGAGACAAUUUUAAGUGCAAGGUUCUUCUUCUUUCAAUAUGGUAUUGUGUAUAAGCUGCAUCUUACUGGAAAAGAUACAUCGCUUGCGAUAUAUGGAUUCUCGUGGGCUGUCUUGGUUGGAAUUGUCUUGAUAUUUAAGAUCUUUACCUAUAGCCCAAAAAAGUCGGCCGAUUUUCAGCUAGUGUUGAGAUUUUCCCAGGGAGUCGUAUCUAUAGGCCUUGUUACAGCGGUGUGUCUUGUUGUUGCCUUUACUAGACUGUCAAUAGCUGACCUUUUCGCAAGCAUCCUUGCAUUUAUCCCUACUGGAUGGGGAAUAUUGUCGGUAGCAAUUGCAUGGAGGAAGAUAGUUUGGAGUCUCGGAUUGUGGGAUUCUGUCCGUGAGUUCGCUAGAAUGUAUGAUGCUGGAAUGGGUAUGAUCAUCUUUGCACCAAUAGCAUUUUUAUCAUGGUUUCCUUUCAUUUCCACUUUCCAAUCUCGCCUUCUGUUCAAUCAAGCCUUCAGUCGUGGUCUUGAAAUCUCUCUCAUCCUUGCUGGAAAUAAAGCCAAUGUUGAGGCUUAGGACUUUCCAUCUUACAUUGUAUACAUGCGGGGCUUGUAUAUUUUAGAUGUAUAUUAUUUUGUAGUUCAGUGUUGAGUUUUUGUACAUUUAGUCUAAAAAAAAUGAAAGAUGGUUUUUAAUGGAUCUCUUA